UAACAUUUCAACAUCCCGCGUUCGGCAGCUUGUGCAAUAUCACUUCCCCCCAACUCAUUUCAUUUCUCUUCCCAUCACCGCAGUCCUGUCGCGUUCCUUCAACCUCCACUUGCACAAUCGCCACGGUCUUCAAAACCUGCGCCUCUCUCUCGGAGCUCAGAUCCAUAGUCUGAGCAAAGCAAAUUCGCUCAGCACCAAUGGGCAAUCCUUCUCUCCAUUUCAAUUUGUAGGUAACGGGUAAAACCCAAAUUGGGGUCUCUUUCUGAGUUUUGUUUUGGGGUUUCUUUUAGAUCUGAGGAUGAACACGCACCAAGUUUUGAAGACGCUAGCCCAGCACCUGUAAUUGACGGUGGUGGAGGAGUCAGAGUCAUCAGGACGCAGAGCAAGUGAUUACGGGGCGAAAGGUUUGAUCGAUUUUGAGCCCUUGAUCUUACUUUGAAGAAGAAGAAGAAUCACGCAGACACUGAGAAAGUUUUGAGGUGCUAAAUAAGAUAACUGCUACUUCACCAAAUCUCCCUGCUGUUUCUUCACUACGGCUUCUAAGGUUGCUUUGGAAUGUUAACCUUUCUUGGUGUUUUGAUUGAUUAUUCCACAAGCUAUAUGCUCAAGAUAUGGGCUUUCUGUUGGCUUGUUCACAUUCUGAUGAUCAUCUGCUAUCCAAUCACCUACCCAAUUGGAAAAGUUCUUGAUCUUGUACUUGGACAUGGAGAUGAUUUGUUCAGGCGAGCACAGUUGAAAGCCCUCGCCUCUAUUCACAACCUUGAGGCUGGAAGGGGAGGUGAACUAACACAUGAUAAGACAACGAUUAUCAGUGGAGCGCUAGAUUUAACUGAAAAGACUGCCAAGGAGGCUAUGACACCUAUUGAAUCAAGAUUGUGCUUGGAUGUUGAUUCAAAGUUAGACUGGGAAGCAAUUGGGAAAAUUCUUGCACGUGUUAGAAUGUGUUGCUGAGCUUGUAGGAAAGGGUGCUUUAGCUGAAGGAGACAAGAUCACCUUAGAAACUGCAAAGCUGUUGAGAGAGAGUUCUCCCGCGCAGGAUGCAUUUACUCCGUAUCUUUUCUUUGAUCCAUAUCUACUUUUCAUUUUGGUUGGGACUGGUAGUCACUAAUGAUCAUUUACCUGUUGUAAGGGUGGACAGAUAUGAUAAAUUCUGCCCUUUCUACAAGUCUGUUUGGAUGAUGCGGAAUAUCAUCCAUUUCUUUAAUUUAGCAAAUCAGGUGAACUAUUCUGUUCAAAUCCUUUCUUAUAUGACCUACCAUUAUGUUUGAAGAAUUCAUGUCUAUUUAGGUUGAAGCAUUUUAGGGCAAGGAAAACAGAUAAUUUUGUCUUUCCCGAUCUUCUUUCUAGGAACCAAUAUUCAAUUAAUCCCAGAAAGGUGCAACUUCAUUAGAUGUGACCCAAAGGAUUUCCUUGCCAUAAUACCGAAAAGGUGGCCGUUGUGACACAAUUUAUCAUUAUGGAGACCCAGUGCGGAUGGAGGCCAAGUCUGAACAUUAUAGCCUCCAAGAAACACCACUCAACCCUAUCAUAAGAGCCUUGGCCAUGUCAACUUUAUUAGAUGUUUAAUUAGAUAAGUGAAGGUAUCAAUGUCCACAGGCUGUAGAGAGAGCAGCUGAUAUGGAUGAUAAAAAGAUCAAUUAUAGUAUAAUUGAGCACCGUAUGGGAGAUCUCUUUUACCGUCUAAUGUCUAAAAAUUUGAGGAACCUGCUGAAGGCGAACAAGCUCUUAUGGCAAAAUUUAAGAAGCUACAUGAUUACUUGACGAUUUGAGGAUGUAACUCGAUGAUUUGACUUGCACAUUUUCUAGAUGGUUCUAGUUGCUGUUAUAAAUUGCAUGGUGAUGACAAUUGGAGUUACUGUGGAGUUACAGUGUUAGGUUUUUGUGACGCCAUUUUUGCUUUGCUUAUGUGGCGGUUGCUCUAGUUUGGAUGUGUAGUUACAAUGAUUGUAUUCAUGUCACUCCCUUCAAGUUUUUACCCAGAAUAAGAGACUAGAUGUAUUUUUUUUUUUUUUUUUUGGUUACAAGGACGCCCGAAGGGGCAGCACAAAGAAAGCAAGAAUUAACUAGAAGCCAGGAAAUUAGAGCCUACUAUUCUAGUAUGACCUCUACCAGCAAUGUCAUCGAGGAGGGUUUGAACUGCAUGAGGGGGUGGUUGAUCCCAAAAAAUUGUUCCUCUGGAGGAGUUGGUGCUGUCCUUUGCCAAAAUAUCAGCUGCAAAGUUCCGUUCCUUAUGAAUGUGGUGGAUAUGACAUAGCUCAAAUUCUUGUAUCAUGUCUCUGCAAUUUGCAAUAAGAGUCCCAAGAGGAUGACUAUCAAUUU
Molecule: messenger RNA, 2319 nt
Organism: Rosa chinensis
Lineage: Eukaryota; Viridiplantae; Streptophyta; Magnoliopsida; Rosales; Rosaceae
Product: DUF21 domain-containing protein At4g14240
Exons: 10
Coding region: 556-951 (131 amino acids)
Biological process (GO): magnesium ion homeostasis
Cellular component (GO): intracellular membrane-bounded organelle
Source: RefSeq, a predicted model, not a curated record